AAAAACUUAUCAAUGGCAAUGGCAUUAGAUAUAUUGUUCUGUCUCUCUGUUUAUCUGCUGUUUACACAAGGUGCACAAGGAAACAUUGAUGAUUAUGACUGUGUUGAUAUAUACAAACAACCGGCUUUUCAACACCCAUUGUUGAAAAAUCACAAGAUUCAGGAAACAUUCAACUUGGAUGGAAAUAUUGAAAGAAGCAACAAAUAUAACACACAAGAGCAUUGUCCAAAAGGAACAGUUGCAAUUUUAAGACAAGGAAAUGAAUCUCACAGCGUUCAUUUAAAUUCAGACGAGUAUUAUGGUCAACAUUUUGCAACGAUUGAGACCAUAACAGAUGGAACUGUCCAUCGAGGAGCCGAAGCAGAAAUAAGUAUUCACGAUUUAAAGUUGCAAAACAAUCAAUACAGUAAAAGUCAAAUAUGGUUAGAGAAUGGAUCUGCAGGUAACCUCAAUAGUAUACAAGCUGGUUGGGCGGUGCAUUCAAGGUUAUACGGUGACAGCGUCACAAGAUUAACAAUAUAUUGGACUGGAGAUGGUUAUCGAAAAACUGGAUGCUACAAUACGCAAUGUCCUGGCUUUGUGGUUGUAAGUCAAAAACUCUUUCUUGGAAAGGGAUUUUGGGGGUCAUCCAUCUAUGGUGAAACAAGCCUUACCUUUAACAUUCAAGUUAAUCAGGAUCCCAACAGUGGAAACUGGGUACUUCAAAUAUCUAAUGAAGUGAUUGGUUAUUGGCCUAAAGAAUUGUUUACUUACUUGAACAAAGGAGCUUCUCUAGUACGCUAUGGAGGAAAUACGUAUUUAUCUCCCGAUGGAAUUAGUCCUCCAAUGGGGAAUGGACAUUUUCCGGUUGCAGAUUUUAAAAAGACAGCACAUUUCAAAAACAUUGUGGUUAGAGACUCUAACUAUAAAAGAGUUUAUGUCGAAGAUAAGAAAAUAAGACGUUACGCUGAUUCUUAUAGUUGCUAUAGAGUGACAUAUUGGGACUAUUAUAAAUCCACUGGGGUAGCAUUUUCAUUUGGAGGACCAGGUGGAAAUUGUGGUGUUUGA
Messenger RNA from Camelina sativa (false flax), 1047 nucleotides. RefSeq names its product protein neprosin-like. The record is from RefSeq and is a predicted model, not a curated record. Lineage: Eukaryota; Viridiplantae; Streptophyta; Magnoliopsida; Brassicales; Brassicaceae.